UUGAUCAAUAUCUUUUCCUUGACUGUUCAAAAAACAAAAUUUGGGUCACAUGUGUAAUUAAGUCUUAAUAGGGACUUGAAACCAGCCAGCAGUUACGUUGCGAUUCAGCGUUUUCCAUUUCUUAGUUUGAAGAACUUAAAGAAACCCAAAAUUAGAGAGAAAAAAGAUGAGACAAUGGAUGAACAUAGCAAAAGAAGCCAUAGCUCGAGCCUCCAUCGUCGUUAAAUUCAUCUGCUUACUCCACGUCACUGACGCCUACCUCCUGUCCUCUAGCCAUGUGUUGGGUCCUAGCAUGCUCCCAACCUUAAACACUACCGGCGAUGUCGUACUAGUCGAAAACUUGUCUCACCGGAUAGGCAAACUGGGUUCGGGUGAUUUGGUUCUGGUUCGAUCGCCGCUCGACCCUAAAAAGAGCAUAACUAAGCGCAUUAUAGCCAUGGAAGGUGAUAAAGUUACUUUCUCUGCUAGAAACCACAGUUUUCUUUCUCUUGUGGUUCCAAAGGGACAUGUUUGGAUUCAAGGGGAUAACUUGUAUGUUUCUAGAGAUUCACGGGAAUUCGGGCCUAUACCUUAUGGUCUUAUUCAAGGGAAAGUGUUUUUCAGAGUAAGUUAUGCAAUUCUAAUUGCCUUUGAAUUUGUUCCCAAUAUUGAUUUCCACUGUCUUUAUCUGUUUUGUAACGUGGGGAACAUUUAAACGUAGAGCCAUAUAAUAUAUAAUUUCUUUGGCGUCAUAAAUUUAUUUUUUGUCCAUACUUCGAUUCAGUUUACUUUCAGUUCUUGUAUAUCAUAAGAACUAGUUUUCAGUGAUUUUUGACAAGAAAUUUUUUAUGCUUAAAAUUGAGAGACAAUAGUUAACUGACUUUAACUAAAUAGGGUUUUAGCUGUGUUUUUUGUGCAAUUAACCAGUUCAAUGAUUUGGGAAUUUUUGGCUGAGACUUGAACUAUUGUAGGUGAACGGUGAUGUAAUUUUUUUCUAUGAAAGUGUCUAAAAGGGACAACAUUGGAUUCAUGUUAAAGCAGUAUACAUGGUCUGUCUUGGUAGCUUUGGUUUGAAACUUUGCAGUUAAGCUUUGUCUAUCUUGAGAAGAUUUGGAUAUGACUUAACUUGUCUCCAGAAAAAACAAAUAUUGGAUUUUCGUAAUUUUAUGCCUUUGGCUUAAUGAACUUCGCCUAAUUGCUGAAAGAAUUGAAAAUAAGGUGUAGAUUGUUGAUAAGUAAGGCUUCACUGGUAAUCUUGCAUGUGAAGAGUUUUAGAAAGUGAGUAUGUAUUGAAUACAUUAAGGUAACGUUUGAUCAGCUUGCAUUGUUCAUGAACAUGGGACAUUUAUAUUACUAUCUUUGACGUAUCUUCACUUAAAAUUGAUUGCUUGAAUGGUGGCUAAGAUGCAACAUUCACCUAGUCCUUGUAUUUAUUUUUAUAUGUCUCCUAUCACUGAUAAAUUUUUGCGAAUUGCUUGAAGCUUUUUUUCUAACCUCUUGUU
Durio zibethinus is the source of this 1481-nucleotide messenger RNA. NCBI's taxonomy places the organism in Eukaryota, Viridiplantae, Streptophyta, Magnoliopsida, Malvales, Malvaceae. The record is from RefSeq and is a predicted model, not a curated record.